This is a messenger RNA of Nelumbo nucifera (sacred lotus), 1043 nucleotides long. Lineage: Eukaryota; Viridiplantae; Streptophyta; Magnoliopsida; Proteales; Nelumbonaceae. The record is from RefSeq and is a predicted model, not a curated record.
GAUUCAGCCUCACAGCAAAACAGAUAAUGGAUGUAUUUCAUUUGGUUAGUCACAGUAGAAGGACCACCAUUUGGACGGAUUGGAUUGAUGGGUGUCAUCCAUAUUUCCUCAACAGAAAGCAGAAACCUACCAUUGCAGAGGUAGAUUUAUCCUCUUCACAGGUGAAAAGAGUGUAAAGGGUCUACUUUUUAAGCUUUAAGUCCCAACAGCCAACACAAUUUAUACCAGCUCCAUCAUCACCCUCAUCCCAUCUCUCUCUCCCUCUAGAUCUCUCGCUGGACUGUUGCGGAGAGAAUGGCCUCAAUGGGCUCAUACUUUGCUUCUCUGCAACUCUCAUUCGUGUUAGUGUUSAUGGUUGGUUCAGUAAGGUCAGAUAUAGCUCAAGAUAAAAAUGAGUGCGAGAAUCAAUUGAUUGGUCUGUCUACUUGCCUACCAUAUGUGGGUGGACAAGCCAAGGCACCAACUCUGGACUGUUGCAGUGGACUCAAAGAAGUUGUAGACAAGAGCAAGAAGUGUCUCUGCAUCCUCGUCAAAGAUAGAAAUGAUCCAGAUCUCGGCAUAAAGGUCAAUGUAACUCUUGCCUUGAGCCUACCUACUGCUUGCCACACUUCUGCAAAUGUUUCAGACUGUCCGGCUCUUCUGCACUUGGCUCCUAAUUCACCAGAUGCCCAAGUUUUCGAGCAGUUCGGCAAAGGGGUUAAUAGCACAGUUUCCGAUGACAAAGGGAAUUCCUUGAGCUCUACUGGCACAGAAGCAGGUGCAAAACAGACGAGCAAUGGUGGGAAAGGAAAGAGGCGGAUGGUAGUGGAGAUUGUUAGUGGGAUUUCCAUAUGGUGCCUGUCUUCACUGUUCAUUGUUGGUGUUUUGACAUUAGAGACGUUGAUGCUUUAUUCAAAUUCAGUCAUGGAAUCCUACUCUACUUCACAUUUUCUUGUCACUGAUUACUUAGGGGUGAUAAUAGAUGAUCUCUCUCUCUCCUAUGUGUUCUUUUUAAUAAAUUACAUUCAUCAAUCACAUGACUCAGCUUUGCCUUUCUGAAUCUA